AUGGCUGCUUCCGUGGUUAGGUGGUUGAGGGGAUUGUACGUUUUCUUUUUGACAUGUCUGCUAUCAGUUUUGGCAUUCUUGAAUCUAGAGGAAUUGAACGAGAUGAAAUAUGGGAUCCAGAUUCUUCCCGAUCCCGUCAUUAUGGGACAGGUGAGGCGUGAAAUAAAGAUAUUCUAGUUUACGUUAGCUAGCAUGCAUGGUCUCAGCGAUUCUGUCCAGUUCGCUAUCUAUUGUAGGUAGCUAGUGUGGAGUCAGAUGGCUAGUAGCUUGCUAACGUUAGAGUCAGAGUCUAAGACUAUUUCGUGAUAUUUGAAUUAAAUAAUAAUGCACUAGCUAGCUAUAGAAUUAGAUGUAGUAACGUUAUAGUGCUGCUAGCUAGCGCGCCUGUCAAAAAUGCGAACAGCUAACGUUAACACCUAAAAUGCAGUCAAUAACAGUAGGCUAACGUUACCGUUAUGUACAGACAUAUACAUUGUGCGAACUGUUGCUACCCACUAAUAUGUAGCUAACUGGCCCUAUCGUUUAGAAAACGCAGUUUCAAGUUGACAGCAGCAAUCAGAUAGCAUCUCGUUAACUAGCUAUGUAGUACAGUCUGUUUUAUCUAACGUUAUGUCAUGUUUUUCACACUGCAGGCUAAGACAGAAGAAGUCAUGCUGGUGUCCAACAAAUACAAGCAGAUGUAUGAAUGUCGCCUUCCAGCCCAGGCAGUGAGGUUUCACCAGGACCGAGCCUCUGAGCCUGACUCCCAAGGCUACACCGGACCAGGCAUCGCAGACCUGCUCAAGCCCAUGCACACGGCCCCCUGCCUAGUAAAGGUCAGACACACACACGCAAGAAGACUAAGGGGAGGAAUACUAUAUCACUGCCUAGAGACAACGGUGCUUCAUAUUGCAUCAAUGUCUAAACUGUUUUCACCCCUGACCUCUUUACACCAGAACUAUUGCAGACAGUUAUAAAGUGAUGCUUUUAAUGAAAUGGAAGACCAUACGUUUAGUUGGCCCUGGUUGGAUGCUUGCAAUGAGUUGUGCAACUUGUAUUGACAGUUAAAUCCCUUGCGUGCUUAUCUGAUUGGUCGGUUUGCAUAACCUAACCCUGCAAAUUGUCUCUACAAUAUUGUCUCUACAAUAAGCUACCUCUCUCUUUACUGUAUAUGGAUGAAGAGGUCACUCGGAAGGUUGAACUUGUAAUCUACCGGACCUUGAGUUGGACAGACUCCAUAUGCAUAUUAGAAAUCAACUUCUCCAUAUAUGGCAGCAUAGACUAUUUGCUAUUUCUUCUAGUAUUGUAAGGCCACUGUCAACAUGGAUAUGAAAUGUCAUAGCAACUGAAACGUUGUCAUUCUCUAUGACUGCAGACGAAAGACUGGUGGACAUAUGAGUUCUGCUAUGGACAACACAUUAGACAGUACCACCUAGAGGGUAAGAUUUAUUUUCAACAACUGUUUUUGCCAAAAGUGAACACAAGUAGCAACAGCUGGAUCAUCUUGUUUGUACUCACUGUUUACACUUUCAGCAUGUUUAUUUAAGAUCCCCAUGUCAUUAUGUACUUCUCUGGUGUUGACCUGUCUAGUGUUGACCUGUCUAGUGUUGACCUGUCUGUCAAGUGCUGCUGCAUCACAUGGUUUACCUGAUGCUACUUUGUCUAUUUAGAUUUAGGCCAUGCCUCAAAUGAUGGUCUGUUUUUAUCUCUCCACAGACACUGACAUCAAAGGGGAUGUUCUCUUCCUGGGGUACUAUGAUUCAGAGUUUGACUGGAACAAUGAAACAGCCAAGGUAAACGGUUUGUUUCUCUGUUGCAUGCAGCCACCCUCCUCUCUCCCCUUAUAGGAUUUUGUCAUACUUUGUGGUGUUACUGUAGUAUGUGUUUAUAACUCUUCUCAUACAAAGGACUAAAGCAAGAGUUUUUAGAUGUAUACUUGCUGUAAAACAUGCAAGAGGCAUGUUGUAUAAGCCAAUUGAAAAAAAAAUAACAGAAAAAUCUCAAGCUGUUUAGAUUUGUAUUCUACUUUGUUAUUAACCCAUUUUAAUAUAGUUGAAUUAAGGUUAGAGUGAGUGCUUGGCAGGUACGGGCUGCUUGUUGAUUUUGGAACACAGCAUGUACCUUGUUCAGGUUGAUGACAUGAUGAGGGAAAGAACAGCAUGAGCCUGUUGACUUGACUGCUACAGCAGAAGUGACUCCCUCCCCUGAGACUCACCCGCUGUUUCAAGUUGUAUUAGUCGUAUGUACAGGAUACACAUGGUAUACACCGUCCAACUAAAUGCUUACUUGCAGGUUCCUUCUCGAAAUGCAACAACAAUAAGAAAUAAGAAUAAAAGAUAAGAAUACAAACAUAAAGUAAAUGGCUCAGUAGAAUAGAAUAAACAUUUAAGCAUAAGUAUAAUACAGGAAGGCAAAAUUGAUUGUACAAUAUUUACACAGGAAAGGGGGUGGGGGGGGCGGCAAGUGUUUAAAUUUGAUGUGAUGGUCCGUGCAAUUUGAUGAUACAGUAGAAUAUCUGGCAAAUACGAACUUCUCUUUCUCUCCCUCCCUGGCGCCCAGGCCUCCAAGCAGCACAGACUGAAGCGCUACCACAGUCAGAGCUACGUCAACGGCUCCAAGUGUGACCUGAACAGGAGCCCCAGGGAGACUGAAGUCAGGGUGAGAGACUAUGAGAUGGUGUCUUAAUAUUGCAAUAAAUAUCAGUAAGGACAACCUGUGUUUUAUAUUGUAUUUAAUAAAUCUUGUAAAACUGCAAACACAUUAGAUAUGACUGGUGUGACUCCUUGGCAAUCCAUGACCUCUGACCCCUGAUCUGCUCUGCUCUGGUCUAUGUCUUCCAGUUUGUGUGUGAGGAGGGCUCGGGGGACUACGUGGCCCGUGUGGACGAGCCCCAGUCGUGCCGCUAUGUGCUGACGGUCCACACCAGCCGCACCUGCCAACACCCCUUCCUGCUCCUGCCCUACACCGCCAAGCCCCAGGGCGUUGUGUGCCAGCCAGCCCUCAGCACCCAGCAGUACAUGGACUAUGUCAAGGCCCAAGUCUGUGAGUCAACAGGGGGCUGGGGGUCUUUGGGAGGGUGCUUAGCCUACAUGUACUGUGACAUAAAGCCUGGCUAAAUAUUUUAAUUGGUACUUCCCUAAUUUCACAAGCCCUAAGGAAUAAUGUAACUCUGCUUCUCUCUCUCUCGCUCUGUCUGUCUGUCUUUCAUUUUCAGCUGAUACGAAACGUAAAGUGGAGCAGAUCUCAGAGGAGCUGAAGACUCUUGAUGAGAUGUUGGCUGGUGACGAGGGGACUGACGAGGGGAUAGACGAGGACUCAGCGAUGCCAAUUGAUGACCCAGACGUCCUGGGGUCAGACACAAAAGGUGCAAUGCCCAUUUGUUUAAUCUAAGUCCUUUAUUUAUUGGACGUGUGUGUUGGUCUGAUACUAGACAGCUUGCUUGCAGGAUUCUAUAAUGAAAGUAUCAUAUUAAGAAAUAAUCAGUCCUCUUGAUUCAUUCCUGUUGGGCCAGAUGCAGUUGUCACCUCUGAAGAGCCAGAGGAUUCUGAUUUCUGGGAGGGAGUGACAAAGCCAGGGAGUACCACAGCAACUGACACCACUUCAGAGCAUCAGGUACACAGUCAGUGAUCAUCAUAAUAUCUUUGAACUUAUGCCUUAGUCUUCCACAAGAUGGCACCAACAGUGUUUUGUUUUCACAGGCUGGAGAGGAUGCCUAUGAUAAUCAGCUCACAGACAAUGAGGUCACAGAGGAUGGUAAUGUAUUAAACUGGCAUUUAAAAAAAGUAUCACUGCAAUAUCACAUCUGAUGCUUUCAAGUCUUUUCCUUUUGGUUAAUAUCCAUCUGGUGUUUUUGAUUUCUCACAGCUUUUGGAGAUGAACAAUUCAACUUCAAGAUCAUCACCGACCCUGCAGACCUGAUGAAAUUUGUGCAGCAUCUCAAAGAGAGUAACAGAAAGGUUAGUGCUGCAUUUAGGCCAUGGCACAGUUGACUUUUACCCAUAACAAUGUAUUAAUAAUGCAGUGACAUUUUUGUGCUUUUAAUUUCAAUAUGGUUAAUUCUGACUUCCUUAUCAGAAAGCACAAAAUGAAGCCAAACAAGAACGAGAGGAACUCAGAAAGGAAAAGGAGAGGCAUGGAGGCGAGGAUGAGGAGGGGGAUGAAGAAGAGCAUCUCCUGCUGCAGGAGUUUGAGGAGGAGAUAGCUGACAUCACGGUGCCUUCUGCCAACAUCGAGGAAAUGAAAGAGGAAAUGAAAAAAGGGUUUGACAACAUCAUAGACGAGGUGCGAACAGACACUAGAGAUGCUAGACAGGCUGUAAAUGGAUCUCUGUAAUAGAACAGGUUAUUGUCUGGAAUGAUGUGUUUCAAGUUAUUGAGUGCUCAACCACAUUAUGGGCCAAACAUGUGAGGUAGAUGGACAUCUAAAUUAUCAUUAUUAUUUUGUCAAAAUUUUACAUAAUUUCAGUCAUAUUUACUUGAUUGUUACUGUUGAUAGGCUCACUGGUACGGUCUUCCUUUGCUUGAUGGGUUUCUAUUUGUGUUCUAGGCUCAGCAGGAGCUGGAGACAGAGGGUCUGAAGGGGGAGUUUGACCGCACUCAGGCAACCCAGACCCUGGAGGCUACUCUGGACAAGCUGCUGGACCGCCUAGAGGACAAAGAGGCAGAGCCCCAGACAGAGGGAGGCCAGAGGGCCAACGACCCAGCCAGGGGCAGUCCCAGCCUAGCCCCGCGACAGCCAGGUAACUGGGCUCUCUGCCUGGGGCUCCACCCUCUGGGCCUGGGUGUAUGUGUUCAUAGAUCAUACAUCUACAUCUGUGUAUAUUCAUUUCUAUGUAGAUGUCUGUCAUCAUUUCUUGUUCCAUCUCAUGUUCAGUACCCUUGGAGAUGCGCUGUUCAAUGCUCAGGGGAGAAUAAAACGGCUGUAGGCUAUGUCAGCAUACUGACAGGCCCAUAUAUAGAGAAAGGGCAUCAUAGAAUACCGGUAGUGAAUUGAAAACUAUGAGAGAUCCCACCCACAUUCCUGGCUUUAACUCCUACAUCCUGUUGCCCUACUUAUACUUGUUGGGAGGUGACCUCUGUUGUUUGUCCCUCUUUUGUCUCGUCACCCCAGACCAAGCGGCUGACGAUCAUGUUAAGAUCAGAGUUACUAAGUAUAAGACAGGCAGCAGUCCCGAUGGGGAGGUCAAAGUUCAGGAGAUGGGCGAAGGCGACCCCCAGUGGCAGCACAUUAAGGACGUGGUUAAAGAACAGCUAGAGAAGGCGGGACUGAAGGCCGAAGGUAGGAAGGGGAGUGCCCAAAAACACACAGCCCGUCUCUCUCUUUUCCUCCUGAUAUAUUUAGCAUAUGAUCAUAUCACUCUCUUCUCAUCUAAUUUGGGCUAUUUAGGUCAGGUUCCAAAAAUAGAAGGGGGUCACUGGCAAAACAGAGCUACGCAUUGCAUGAUCAUCUCUUAUCUGUUGAAAUGUGUUUUUAAAUUCCCUUCUUCAAUCUCUGUUGGUGUGUGGCAAAGUUAAUGUGUGAACAUAUUAUCCGAGGAAGCUUCUGGGUGUGCUUGCGAUAUUAACAUUUCAAAAUAGGCUUAUCUGAUUUAGGCCUCACAUAGCAUAAAAUAUCUAUUUAAAAGAGGUGUAGAUGCAAUAGUGACACUGAUGUCUCAUCCAUUUUCAUCAUCUGUCUUUUAUGUGUUUUCCAUGUCCUGUUUCUAUUAUCUGUUCGCAUUUCUUAUAUUAUUGCUUACUGUAUGUGGUAUUGUGCUAGAAGCUUUUCAAUAGGGUUGCUGGCUGAUAUUUAUGUUUGUGCACAUUUCAAGCUGUCCAUGUGCUAAUGUAUGUUUGGUGUAUAUUUAUAUGUGAAUGAGAGGUUAGACAAUGUGGUAUUUUUGCCUGUUUGUGUGUAUGUGCUUUGUUGUUUGGUGUAUGUGAAACACCUGUUAGUAUUAUAACGUUGCUAGAUAUUUUUUAAGGUAAAAUUGAGGUGAAGAUUAUAACACGAAGGACAGCUGAGGAGGCUGGGGACCAGUGGUUGACUGAAGAAGAUACCAAGUCCUUCAGAGAGCUGCUCAUCAACCUACUGGUAAUUACAAUUAAAAGGAUCAACCUUUCAAAUAUACUACAGAGUUUUCUUUUCUGUCUAGAAAAAGGGUUUUUGAUAUGUGUUGAAAGAUAUCUGUAAGGACAUUUUCUCCAUUUGGUUCAACGACUGCUCUCAAAACCAAUAUAAGCAAUUGAUAGAGAGUAAAGCAGUUCAACAUUCUGGAAGAAGCCUUUAAGUAAUAUGAGUAAUUGUGUGUGCUAUUCUUUUGAUCUGCCCUGAAUGUCUCUCAGACGGGGGGAACAGAAGAGGUUUACAAGGAGCAAAAGAGACAGCAGGAGUUGGAAAACAACUACAGAUUUGUAUGGGGAGAGAGACAGAAAGAGGCCCAGUCCACCAGUACUGCACCGGACUCAGACGAUGUGGAGUUAUGAGCUCUUGGGAGACGUUUCCUCGUAUCGUGGGAACCAAGCACCUGUGGAGGCUAGAAGACAGGGAGUGUCCCACUCCCCUGUCAGAACUCUGAACUCACUGCUAAGUCUCAGCUGCCCCUGGACCCCACUGGUAAAACCAGUGUCCACAAACACACCUGUUUCCACACUCAGAAAUGUGUUGUGUCCGUAUCAGGCACUUAUGUACCUUGCACAAACCAAUCCAAAUGUUUCAGCUGUGGUAGUGUAAUAGUGUCAGGUUUUGUUUUCUCUCCUCUAGUGGGAGGCCAAUGUGAUGGCUGAAAAUGCAUUAUUUCAAUGUUGAUCGCUAUCAGUUGGGAUGAGAGGAGGGUGAAAAACACCAUGGACUGGACAAUUUGCACAUGUGAAAAUGUAUAUUUCUUGGACUGUAAAUGAGGUUGAACUUUGCAUUUCUACAGAACUAUGAUGCCCUCUCGUUCUGUAUCCGCACAGCAGUGCUUAUAAUUACUCCUCUGUAUUUGUUUGCUGCUCUACACUCAUUAAAUCACCUCAAUGAGUGAUGCAAUAGAGGAAUUGACCUGGUAUUUACACUUGGCUUCACAAAACUGGAUGAAUACAAUAUGUUUGCAAAAGGAGUGUUCUGUUCAAUUUAUCUUAAUGUUUAGAAAUUCUGCAAUGUUUAAAAAGAAUCCAGGUUCGAAAUCCUGAAAAAGAGUGAGAGCCACAUGCUGUUGUAGCCUGGGUACCAGUCUCUCCACUCUCUCUACUCCAUGUAAUGUGCCAAAGGGACUGGCCUUUCUGCUAUCUUCAGUGAACAUUCUAUUAUUAAUGAGCUCGAGCAGAACAGAGGAUUUGAUCCUGAUUAGAUCGGUACCAUGUCACUUU
Molecule: messenger RNA, 7307 nt
Organism: Coregonus sp. 'balchen'
Lineage: Eukaryota; Metazoa; Chordata; Actinopteri; Salmoniformes; Salmonidae
Source: the annotation of a GenBank genome assembly